Messenger RNA from Pseudophryne corroboree (corroboree frog), 1402 nucleotides. Its product is annotated as E3 ubiquitin-protein ligase TRIM32-like. The coding region runs from base 468 to 1364 and encodes 298 amino acids. The record is from RefSeq and is a predicted model, not a curated record. The transcript is spliced from 4 exons. Gene Ontology annotation, molecular function: translation repressor activity; ubiquitin protein ligase activity; protein binding. Gene Ontology annotation, biological process: proteasome-mediated ubiquitin-dependent protein catabolic process; protein polyubiquitination; negative regulation of translation. Lineage: Eukaryota; Metazoa; Chordata; Amphibia; Anura; Myobatrachidae.
GGUCCUGAGGACAGAGUUUGCAGACCUAUACUCUAAAGACAUAGGAGCAGAUGUGCAGUACUUAAGCCUUGAAGAGAGAUAAAGUAGAGAGGGAUAGCAGCUUAUCAACCCCUAACUAAUUUUACAAACAUAGCCUGUAGCAUGACAGUAAGGAGCCGAUUGGUUGGUACUUUAUCUCUCUCCAAGGGCUGCUUCCAUUAAUUUCAUGGGCUGGUUUUCCAUCCCAAUCCGCCCCUGGGAGAUGCACUGUGUAGGAACAGGACAAGUUCAGCAUACCCUCCAGCAUUCAGCAACACACGUGAUCACCACAUUUAUUGGAAGGAGAUAUCCUGCACAAUCAUGAUCAUAGAACUCCUCUUCAACUGUCACUGUGGGGAGCACUGCUAAGCUAUGUAAUAGAAGAGGAAUUCUCAGAAACUACAUUAGAUGCUUACUAUUUACAAGAACUGGAUGAUGAGGAGAAAGCCAUGCACGAAUUCCGAAAAGAAUGGAAGCUUUCAGGUAUACAAAGGAUUUUCUACAAUAGUCUGGUUAAGGAGCUGGGAGGGUUUGGCUCUGAAGCUGGAAAAUUCAUUUGGCCCACCAGUGUGACUAAUACUUUAGAUGAUGAUCUAGCCAUUAAAGAUACUGGCAAUCAACAAAUCCAGAUCUUCUCUCCUGAGGGCCAGCACAAACAAACAUUUGCAUAUGGUUCAGAAACUACCAACUGUCUUGGUGAUGUGGCUUGUACAGAAGAUGGUCUUCUUCUGGUAUCUAAUGGACGCAAAGGUAUAAAGGUAUUCUCUAAGGAAGGAGAAAUGAUCCAUCUUUUGAAGUCAUCUAAGGCCGAUUGGAAGCAUUCCUAUGGGUUGGCGGUAAUGAGAUCCAACACUAUUGCAGUGACCGACUGGACAGACGGGGGUAAAAUACACAUCAUUGCUGUAGAUUGGAGAAUGAAUGCAGUUCUGAAAACCAAUGUUGUUGAUGGACUUCAAAGACCAGAGCAUAUUGCAGUUACUGAGGAUGAAGAUUUGCUGCUAACAGAGGGACAGCUUUUUGGACAAAACACCGGUUGUUGCCUUAAGAUUAUAGAUAAUGAGCGAGCGAUUAAAAAAACAAUAGGACCUACAUAUGGUGACCAUUUACAUUUCAUAAACCCAUCUGGAGUUUGUGUAGAUGCGAACGGCAACUUCUUUGUGGCAGAUAAAGGCAAGAACACCGUCACCAUGUUUAAUCCAGACUCAUCUCUGACAGCUCUGGUGGUGACACGUGACCUGGAGGGUCCCUGCGGGAUUACAGUAACAAGGAAUGGGUUUCUGGCUGUUACUGACUGUUACCAUCACAGUGUUAAAAUGUAUAAAUACAAAAAGGGAAUAGCAUUCUAAUGGAAAAUCAAAUAAAUGAAUAGAAGAUGAAAGAGAAA